Caenorhabditis angaria is the source of this 1637-nucleotide messenger RNA. Lineage: Eukaryota; Metazoa; Nematoda; Chromadorea; Rhabditida; Rhabditidae. The record is from the annotation of a GenBank genome assembly.
AUGCUGGUAUGUAUGUAAAUUUUCAGAUUUUCAGCCAAAAUUCUGAAAUUUCCAGCCGCUUCAUAUUCACCCACUCCAAAUCCAUGUGUUUUGAAAAAUAACGGAAGCCUUUUCUAUGCAAAUAUUGUGCCAUGUGAUUAUAUUAGAGAUGAGGUAGGCUUCCGCAAGCUUCCGCGUAGCGGCGAGGAUAUGUUAACUUUAUAGAUUUCCUUAGCUUGCCGCUGCGCGGAAGAUAGUGCCGCUUAUGCGGAAGAUUCCGCGGAACACCCAUAUUCUUCCAGUGUCUCAGUAUAAUCGCCGUCGAUUCCUCGCACAUUUUCGUCGCAUUUUCUGGAACAAAAUCAAAAGAGCAAUUAGUGACUGAGUUAAUUGAGAGCAUCGGAAAACCGAAACACAAAUUGCACAAUGCUGGCUCAGUUCAUUAUUAUUUUUUUCGCGGCUCUCAAAUCGAUGUGGAACCCGAUGCAUCGAUUAUUGAGGGAAGCUAUUAAGGUGAGCUAUUUAGGGGCUUCAUUUUGAUACUAAAUAUGCACUGCGCGGAAGGUUGCGAUCUACAUUUUAGACCGCAAGCUUCGUAAUCCACGUGGCCGCUGCGCGGAAGAUAGUACCGCCUACGCGGAAGCUUGCGGUCUACACUCGCUCCGCUCGAAAACAAAAUUGACGAUAUAUAGGUUCUCCUGUGCGGAAUCUUGAAAAUUUCCAUAAAACCUCGAUUUUUCAAUCAAUUUUUAGAGAAAGAUUAAGAUCCAGCGGGCUCCAAAGCAUUUUCAGGUGAAAAUUCGAGCGGAGCGAGUGUAGACCGCAAGCUUCCGCGUUAGCGGCACUAAUUUCCUCUUCAGCACCCACACGGAUUGAAAUGACGUUUACCAUAUCAUAAUAAUCCACGUGGCCGCUGCGCGGAAGAUAGUGCCGCUUACGCGGAAGCUUGCGGUCUACACUCGCUUCGCUCGAAAAAUUUGCUAUUGAAGUUAGGACAACUCUAAAAACCUCCCAUUUUCCAGAAAUAUCCAACCCACGAGCUAAUAUUCACUGGACAUUCAUUGGGCGGAGCAAUUGCUUCAAUAGCUUCCACGGCUUUCGUUCGAAAUCAUCCCGAAAUUGGAAAUCGAACGAGUUUGAUAACUUUUGGACAACCAAGAGUUGGAAAUUUGGAAUAUGCACAAAAACAUGAUGAAUUAUUGAGGGGAAAUAGUUGGAGAAUUAUACAUGCGAGGGAUAUUGUGAGUUAUGAUUUUCUAAAUAAGUUAGAGUAACUUUGCUGCUGUUUUUCUCUGCACUCUCUCAUAUUCCCCUUCUCUCUCUCUUUAGGUUGCUCAUAUUCCAAUUUGUGUUGAAAGUGUCCAUCGUCCAAUUACUUGUAUUCCAUUCUACAAUCAUGGCUCAUAUCAUCAUGGAACCGAAAUCUGGUUUCCCCAAAAUAUGACAUCUGAUGACACUUAUCAAAUUUGUAGAGGUUUCCCCAAAAAUGAGGAUAUACAGUGCAGGUUUGUUUACUUCUAUUUGAAAGAAUAGUUUGAAAUUGAGAAUUUUCCAGCAAUUCCGAUCGAUAUUAUGACAUUUUCGACCAUCUUUUCUACUUUGGUCAUCAUGUUUCGGAUUACGGUGUAAAUAAUUGUACAGAUCCCGUUGAUUUUUAA